Myodes glareolus (Bank vole) is the source of this 2707-nucleotide messenger RNA. RefSeq names its product glypican 4 (gene Gpc4). Lineage: Eukaryota; Metazoa; Chordata; Mammalia; Rodentia; Cricetidae. The record is from RefSeq and is a predicted model, not a curated record. Gene Ontology annotation, cellular component: plasma membrane; extracellular region; synapse. Gene Ontology annotation, biological process: regulation of neurotransmitter receptor localization to postsynaptic specialization membrane; regulation of presynapse assembly; synaptic membrane adhesion.
GAGCCGGGCCAGUCAAUCAGCCGCAGAGCUGAGAAGGGCACAACUGUGCGGCCGAGGGCAGUGAGCGGAGCCGCGCCGGGUAGCCGGAGCGCCGCGCCAGCGAUCACCCGCCGACGCCGCCCACACUCUGCUCUCCUGCGACGCCUGCCACCUUCCCUUCCUUUCCUGAGCCCCUCCGCCCCUAGCCAACUGGCCCGGGAUCUCUAGCCUUCGGAGCCCCGAGGUCACCGAUCCUCUCCCUAUUUCCCUUGGGUCCUGCGCCCAUUCCACGCCUUUUUCCCUGUACUCCACCCCGGCCGGGCGCCUGGCACCGGGGACCGUUGCCUGACGCGAGGCCCAGCUCCACUUUUCGCCCGCGUCUCCUCCUCUUGCCCUCCUCCUCCUCCUUCUUUGCUACCAACUGCAACUCCUCGGUCCUCGCUCCACUCGUGAGUCCUUGACUCCGCGCUUCUCCGCCCGCUCCGCAACCCCGCUUUCCAUCCGGUCUCAUUCUGUUCCCCAAAGGUGGGAGCGCGUCUGCCCGGGUCCGCACCAUGGCACGGUUAGGCUUGCUCGCGCUUCUCUGCACCCUGGCCGCGCUCACUGCCUCGCUGCUGGCUGCGGAGCUCAAGUCGAAAAGUUGCUCGGAAGUGCGACGUCUUUACGUGUCCAAAGGCUUCAACAAGAACGAUGCCCCCCUCUAUGAGAUCAACGGUGACCAUUUGAAGAUCUGUCCCCAGGGCUACACCUGCUGUUCUCAAGAGAUGGAAGAGAAGUAUGGCCUGCAAAGUAAAGAUGAUUUUCAAAGCGUGCUCAGCGAACAGUGCAACCAUUUGCAGGCCGUCUUUGCGUCCCGCUACAAGAAGUUUGAUGAAUUCUUCAAAGAACUACUUGAAAAUGCAGAGAAAUCCCUGAAUGAUAUGUUUGUGAAGACAUAUGGCCACUUAUACAUGCAAAACUCAGAGCUAUUUAAAGAUCUCUUCGUAGAGUUGAAGCGCUACUACGUGGCGGGAAACGUGAACCUGGGAGACAUGCUAAAUGAGUUCUGGGCUCGCCUUCUGGAGCGCAUGUUCCGCCUGGUGAACUCGCAGUACCAUUUUACAGAUGAGUACCUGGAAUGUGUGAGCAAGUACACAGAGCAGCUGAAGCCCUUUGGAGAUGUCCCUCGGAAACUGAAGCUCCAGGUUACGCGUGCCUUUGUCGCAGCCCGGACUUUUGCUCAAGGCCUAGCAGUUGCAAGGGACAUAGUGAGCAAAGUCUCUGUGGUGAACCCCACAGCCCAGUGCACGGAAGCGCUGCUGAAGAUGACCUACUGUUCCCACUGCCGGGGCCUGGUGUCUGUGAAGCCCUGUUACAACUACUGCUCUAACAUCAUGAGAGGCUGUUUGGCCAACCAAGGAGAACUUGAUUUCGAGUGGAACAAUUUCAUAGACGCUAUGCUGAUGGUGGCGGAGAGGCUGGAGGGCCCUUUCAACAUUGAGUCGGUUAUGGAUCCUAUCGAUGUGAAGAUUUCUGAUGCUAUCAUGAACAUGCAAGAUAAUAGUGUGCAAGUGUCUCAGAAGGUUUUUCAAGGCUGUGGGCCUCCGAAGCCUCUCCCGGCUGGCCGAAUUUCUCGGUCCAUCUCUGAAAGUGCCUUCAGCGCUCGAUUCAGGCCUUAUCAUCCAGAGCAACGCCCAACCACAGCCGCUGGCACUAGUUUGGACCGGCUGGUUACUGAUGUCAAGGAAAAACUGAAACAGGCUAAGAAGUUCUGGUCCUCUCUCCCAAGCACUGUUUGCAAUGACGAGAGGAUGGCGGCAGGGAAUGGCAAUGAGGAUGACUGCUGGAACGGCAAGGGCAAAAGCAGGUACCUGUUUGCAGUGACAGGAAAUGGAUUGGCCAACCAGGGCAACAACCCAGAAGUCCAGGUCGACACCACCAAACCAGACAUACUGAUCCUUCGUCAAAUCAUGGCCCUUCGGGUUAUGACCAAUAAAAUGAAGAAUGCUUACAACGGCAACGACGUGGACUUCUUUGAUAUCAGUGAUGAAAGUAGCGGAGAAGAAAGUGGAAGUGGAUGUGAAUAUCAGCAGUGUCCUUCUGAGUUUGAGUACAAUGCCACUGACCAUUCUGGGAAGAGUGCCAAUGAGAAAGCCGACAGUGCCGGUGCCCGUGCUGAGGCAAAGCCCUAUCUCCUCACUGUCCUCUGCCUCUUGUUCUUCGCUGUGCAGAGGGAGUGGAGAUAAUUGUGAAACUCCGAGUAAAAGUGUUCAUCGUCAGAGAGUUCAGAGGCACCAGUUCUCACUUUUUUACCAUCCUAGUGACUUUGCUUUUUAAAUGAAUGGACAGCAAAUGUACAGUUUUUACUAUGUGGCCACUGGUUUGAGCAAUGUUGACUUUGUUUUCUCAUUCAGUUUGAGGGGACAGCAGGAACUCCUGCGUUUAAGUUUGUUCUGCUCCUUCAGAAAUCGUGUUCAAUGUGGCUAACAGUGUAGGUACAGAGCUGUAGUUAGUUGUGCAUUUGUGAUUUACCACUCUUGUUUUGUUUUGUUUUGUUUUUUUGCUCAUUUUAUUUGUGGGGCUUUUCUUUUUGAAUUAUGAUCUCACCUUGUUUCUCACAAGAAAACCAGGGUCCUUUCUUGGCAUGUAACAUGUACGUAUUUCUGAAAUAUUAAAUAGCUGUACAGAAGCAGGUUUAUUUAUCAUGUUAUCUUAUUAAAGGAAAAAGCCCAACAAGCCGUAAAAUUUC